CAGAAGUGUGUCGUUUAAGGUCAUUGCCGGCUGUUUGAAGAGCUGUGAUGCCUGACGGAGACACGCUUCCACAUCAGCAGUGACACCUCAUCCAGCUUUAGGGACAACAGCCCGUCCUCGGCAGAGCCCCCCUCAGCAUGCCCAGGCUGCCAAAACAUUCCCUGGACCCUCCCUGUGCUGCUUUUGGCUUGGGCUCUCCACUGGGACAAAUCCUCAAGGGUCAUUUUGUCACUCCCUGAACAGCCCGUGGGUCACAGAUGCUGCAGCCCCUUGGAAAGGCAUCAGGGAGGUGACACACAGGACCCUGGAGAAGUGACAACAGGAGCCAGGAGAGGUGACACACAGGAGCCAGGAGAGGUGACAACAGGACCCAGGAGAGGUGACAGCAGGACCCAGGAGAGGUGACACACAGGAGCCAGGAGAGGUGACACACGGGACCCUGGAGAGGUGACAGCAGGACCCAGGAGAGGUGACACACAGGAGCCAGGAGAGGUGACACACAGGACCUAGAAGAGGUGACACACAGGACCUAGAAGAGGUGACACACAGGACGCAGGAGAGGUGACAGCAGGACCCAGGAGAGGUGACACACAGGACCUAGAAGAGGUGACACACAGGACCCGGGAGAGGUGACAGCAGGACCCGGGAGAGGUGGCAGCAGGAGCUGGCAGUGAGGAGCAGCGAGCAGGGCCCUGGUGACAGUGAGGACCCUGUUGGUGCCCAGGACAUCCCCGCACCUGCUGGAGCGAUGCCAGCUGCUGCUUAGCACCCCAGGAAGGGAUGGGGAGUCCCCCCCCUUGAGCACCCCGCUGUCCCCUCCCGUGCUGGCUCCCCUGGCCCCGGGAGCCCGCAGUGAUGUGACCUGUGCUCGGCACAGCCCCAGCCCUGUUGGGAGCCUCCCCCAGGCAGCCCAGCCAUGAUGUGCGAGGUGAUGCCCACCAUCAGCGAGGGGGACCCGCUGGGGCCCCCCCAGGGCUCGGAAGCGGACGCUGACUUCGAGCAGCUGAUGGUGAACAUGCUGGAUGAGAGGGACAAGCUGCUGGACACGCUGCGGGAGACGCGCGAGACGCUCGCCGUCACCCAGAGCCGGCUGCAGGAGACGCUCCGGGAGCGGGACCAGCUCCAGAGGCAGCUGAACUCGGCACUGCCGCAGGAGUUUGCGACGCUGACGCGGGAGCUCAGCACCUGCCGGGAGCAGCUCCUGGAGAGGGAGGAGGAGAUCUCGGAGCUGAAAGCCGAGCGCAACAACACCCGGCUCCUGCUGGAGCACCUGGAGUGCCUGGUGUCACGGCACGAGCGUUCCCUCAGGAUGACUGUGGUCAAGCGCCAGGCCCAGUCGCCAUCUGGGGUGUCCAGUGAGGUCGAGGUGCUCAAGGCACUCAAGUCACUCUUUGAGCAUCACAAGGCACUGGAUGAAAAGGUGAGGGAACGCCUGCGGGCAGCCUUGGAGCGAGUGGCCACCUUGGAGGAGCAGCUCGUGGAUGCCCAUCGGCAGGUGGCAGCUCUGCAGCAGGGCUCUGCCCGGGAGCCUGCGGCGGGCGAGCGCGAGGAGAGGGAGCCCAAGGAGCCGGCCCCGAAGCUUCCCUGGAAGCGUCUCUCCAAUGGCUCUGUCCACUCAGAUGAUGAGGCUGGGCGGGUGGUGGAGCUGCAGGAGCUCCUGGAGAAGCAGAAUUUUGAAGUGGUCCAGGCCAAGGAGAGAAUCUCUGCCUUGGCUGCCAGCGUGGCUGAGCUGGAGGAAGAUCUGGGCACCGCCAGGAAGGAUCUGAUCAAAUCUGAGGAGAUGAGCAGCAAGUACCAGAGAGACCUCCGAGAGGCCCUGGCACAGAAGGAGGACAUGGAGGAGAGGAUCACCACGCUGGAAAAACGGUACCUGGCAGCCCAGAGAGAGGCCACCUCCAUCCACGACCUCAAUGACAAACUGGAGAACGAGCUGGCCAACAAGGAGUCCCUGCACCGCCAGUGCGAGGAGAAGGCACGGCACCUGCAGGAGCUGCUGGAGCUGGCGGAGCAGAAGCUGCAGCAGACCAUGAGGAAGGCAGAGACGCUGCCCGAGGUGGAGGCAGAGCUUGCCCAGCGCAUUGCUGCCCUCACCAAGGCAGAAGAGAGGCAUGGGAGCAUUGAGGAGCACCUCCGGCAGCUGGAGGCCCAGCUGGAGGAGAAGAACCAGGAGCUGGCCAGGGCCCGGCAGAGGGAGAAGAUGAAUGAGGAGCACAACAAGCGGCUCUCAGACACCGUGGAUCGGCUGCUGAGCGAGUCCAACGAGCGGCUGCAGCUGCACCUCAAGGAGAGGAUGGCAGCCCUGGAGGAGAAGAAUACAUUGUUACAAGAGCUGGAAAAUACCCAAAAGCAGAUAGAGGAACACCAGCACGACAAGCGGCGUUUGUCCGACGAGAUCGACAAGCUGAGGCUGGAGGUGGAUCAGCUCAAGACCAGGAGUGGGACGUUUGUGGAGAGUGUGCACACCAGGUCCCACAUGGGCAGUGCCACUGACCUGCGCUUCCCGCUGGGAGCUGUGGUCCACGCCCCAGCCGAGCCCUUCGGAGCAGCUCCGGGGCUGCCCCGGGCACAGAAGGGACGGUUCGGUGCCCGGAGAGAGGAGCCAGCCAAGGACUGGGAGCAGGCCCAGGCAGGUGGGGUCCUGGCCACGGGGCCUCACGCCUUCGACAGCGACCCCGACAUCUCCGACAUGGAUGAGGACGACCGCGAGACGCUGUUCAGCUCCAUGGAUGUCCUCUCUCCUGGUGGGCAUUCAGAUGCUCAGACAUUGGCCAUGAUGCUUCAGGAGCAGCUGGAUGCCAUCAACGAAGAGAUCAGGAUGAUCCAGGAGGAGAAGGAGUCCACGGAGCUCCGCGCAGAGGAGCUGGAGACACGGGUCACGAGCGGCAGCAUGGAGGGCCUGAACCUCACCCAGCUGUGCAAGAGGGCCUCCAUCCCCACCUCUCUGACAGCCCUGUCCCUGGCCAGCUCAUCCCCACCGCUCAGCGGCCGCUCCACGCCCAAGCUGAGCUCCCGCAGCGCCGCGCAGGACCUGGACCGCAUGGGGAUCAUGACGCUGCCCAGCGACUUGAGGAAGCACCGGAGGAAACUGCUAUCGCCUGCAGCUCGGGAUGAGAGCCGGGAGGACAAAACCACCAUCAAGUGUGAGACGUCCCCGCCGUCGUCACCCAGAGCACUGCGGCUGGAGAAGCUGGGCCACCCUGCCCUGAGCCAGGAGGAUGGCAAGAGCUCACUGGAGGAGCAGGCCAGCAAUCCCAGCAGCAGCCAAGACUCCUUGCACAAGGGUUCCAAGAGGAAGGGGAUCAAGUCUUCCAUCGGGCGCCUGUUUGGGAAGAAAGAGAAGGGUCGCUUGAUCCAGCUGAGCAGAGAAGGGGCCACGGGGCAGGCAGUGCUGCUGACUGACGUGGAGGGAGGCAUCCAGGACCCCCUGGGACUGGGCAAGCUGGGGGCUCAGGCCGAGAAGGACCGGCGCCUGCGGAAGAAGCAUGAACUCCUGGAAGAGGCUCGGAGGAAAGGAUUGCCCUUUGCCCACUGGGAUGGCCCCACUGUUGUGUCCUGGCUGGAGCUCUGGGUAGGGAUGCCAGCCUGGUACGUGGCUGCGUGCCGGGCCAACGUCAAGAGCGGGGCCAUCAUGUCAGCCCUGUCGGACACCGAGAUCCAGCGGGAGAUCGGCAUCAGCAACGCCCUGCACCGCCUCAAGCUGCGCCUGGCCAUCCAGGAGAUGGUGUCCCUCACCAGCCCCUCUGCACCGCCCACGUCCCGCACGUCCUCUGGAAAUGUCUGGGUCACCCAUGAGGAGAUGGAGAACAUGGCAACUUCCACCAAGACGGUGAGGCUGGGCAGCCCCGGGGUGUUAGGGCCUGAGCAGCUCCAGGUGUGUUAACCCAGAGGGAAGGGGAUCCCUCACAUGUCAGCUCUUGGCCAGCACCCUGCAGCUCUUUAGAAACCCUCUUUCAACCUUUAAUGUCCCAGCAAUUUCUAAAAGUGUCUAAAACCCUAUCAGAUUUUUUCUCUUGUGGAAACCCCACUGGGUUUCUAGAGCAGAGGAGCUCUGGCUGUUUGGGAGUUCAAGACAAAACCCAGGAGUGAUCUCAUGACACGUGAGAUCCCCAAGUCAUUCUGCACCCAAGGAAGGCUCUAAUCCCCCACUGACCUCAGCACACCCAAACAUUGUCCCCACCAUGUGUCCCUGCCACUGCUGACAGCCUGGGCUCCCGUGCAGGGAUGUGUCCAUGCUCCCCAAAGCUCUGGCUCCUUUGGAGAGAUGGAUUCCCUGUGGUUGGAACCUGAUCACCCCUUACCUGUGUCUCAGAGCAGGGCAGCCUUCUGGAUUGUGUGGGAAUUGUGUGUCCAGGGCCAGGCUGGAGCACCCUGGGGUAGUGCAAGGUGUCCCUGCCCAUGCCAAGGUGACUUUAAUGUCCCUUCCAAUCCAAACAAGUUUGGGGUUUUUGAAAUAGACAUUUUAUUAAAGUUUUGUUGAGUAGCAGGGAUGUGCCACUGUCCCUUGGCAAGUCCUGUGAGACUGAGGAAAACCAGCAUGGGUUGGCAAAGGAGGAAAUGGCUACAAAAUCAGCUUGGGCAGGCCCCUGUGGGUUGUGACAGAUGUACUAAAUCUUAAUUCUCUUUCAUCCAUCUCACCUGGGAAGAUCUGAGAACUCUCCAUGUUUCCCAGGGAAGAUGGACAAGCCCCAGGGUUGGUGCCAAGUCCAGCCCAAGCCUCAUCAUAUCCUCACUUCUUCUCCUCACUUCUUCUCCUCACUUCUCCUCCUCCUCCUCCUCCUCCU
This is a messenger RNA of Cyanistes caeruleus (blue tit), 4781 nucleotides long. The record is from RefSeq and is a predicted model, not a curated record. NCBI's taxonomy places the organism in Eukaryota, Metazoa, Chordata, Aves, Passeriformes, Paridae.